UUUAAUGGUUUAAUCGUCGCUGGUUUAUGUACUUUUUUUUAUAUUAAGGUGCUACAAAAAUUGAUCCUACCGAGAGUAAUUAUAAUUAUAAUUUUGACAAUUUAUUGUUAAGAAAAUGUUUUAACCGUUAAAAAGGCCAUUGAACCAACGGAUGGAUAUUAAUGAUACUUCCUGUUUACUGUGGUACAAUCAAAGAAGGAAAUUAGACCUAAAUUUUGGAUUAAUCAGUGGUCCCUGUUGUUCUAAUAUAAAUUAUCGUCAUGAUUAUCUUAUGAGUAAAUUAACACCAAUCUGUUAAUUGGCCUCGUUUCACCUAAAGAUUGAGGAAUCACAUGUUUAUCAAAACAAUACAAACCCUUACAAUCAUAAGCAACACUAAAAAUAAAGUGAUAAGCUAAAUUAUGUAAAUUCAAUUUAAUUGUAAAGGGAUUGUUGUGAUAAUUUUGCCCUUUUUUUACACACAAUAGUGUUAAAAGCACACAAGUGAUGUAAAUAUUAGCCUUAAAUUAAUAAUUAUAACUUGUUAUCAACAAACAAACAAAUUGAUAAUAGAAAUUAAUUUCAUUUCUCUCUUCAGUAACCAAGUUUACUAACUGUUCCAAGUUUUUGUCAACUUUUCACAAGAAGUCAAAAUGUGUUCAACAAUCUUUUAUCACCGAUGAUCCCUCGAUCAGAGUGUUACACUUCAGCUGACAAUCGAGUGGGGUUAUGUAUGCCCAAAGCCGCGUGUUCGUCCACCGGUGGUAUUGUCGCUGGAAAUUGUGGCCUUUUAAUGGCCUGUUGUAUCUAUCAAGGAACAUGUCGUUCAGUGAUUAGUGCCAAUGAGAGUUAUUUUGUAUCGCCACAAUAUCCGACCCUUCAAACGGAACGUCUCAACCCACCGAUGUGCAUUUUCACCUUACACCGAAACAAUUUGAUCCAAAAGUAUCCAAUUUGUCAGAUACGAUUAGAUUUUGAUGAAUUUUCAUUGGCACCGCCAAGAAAUGGUUCGUGUGGUUAUCUAACUGAUUCAUUUGUUAUUUCGGGAGCUUCUAAUUUCAAUUCAACUGGACUGCCCGCUAAUGGCCUUUGUGGGGAUCUGACCGGUCAACAUGUUUACAUUGACGUUGAUCCCGCCGAGAUUAAUGAACCUUUGUUACUUGUUGUCAAUACCGCUAAUGAGGAAAUGUAUAACCGUAAAUGGAGCAUCAGAAUUCAACAGAUUCCUUGUCAAUCGCCAUUUCGAGCGCCCUCCGGGUGUCUUCAGUAUUACACCUCAACUUCGGGGACAGUUGAGUCACUAAAUUACCGAGGGAUGCCUCGAUCUCGACCUUACAAUCAACAACAAGGUUCAGUUAGCUCUUCGAUCACUUCGCUACUUUUACCGACUCAAAGUCCAAACUAUUUCCACAAUAUGAACUAUGGUAUUUGUAUCGCUCAAGCUCCUCGAAGUUGUGGUAUCCGUUGGACUUCAGCCGAUUUUGAUUUUGGUGGUUUUCGUAAAUCACAAUCGGGUGUUGGUUACCAAAAUCCAAACAUUGUCAGCUCUGGAUGUACAGUUAAUCGAGGUCAAUCGGACGGCGGCGAUUAUGUCGUCAUACCUUCGGGAUCAGCUGAUGGAUUAACAAUGACUCAAGAUCGAUUCUGUGGUCAAAGAUUAGCUUCGGUUGAUGGUUCAUCUCUUUCGACCCCAAUCACCAGUUACAGUAAACCUUUCGUACUAUACGUUCACAGCGAUGACACUGAUGACCUUGUCUUCACUGGACCAACGAAUCAAAAAGGUUUCGCCUUAAAAUAUGAACAAAUCACUUGCUCGUAAUUAAGAAAAAAACAAUUAAUAAUCACAAUCGAAAUGAUUAACAAAUUUGUACAACAUUUAUGUUUCUUUAUUUUAAGAAAACAAUAAAGAGCUGAAAAGUGAUCUUA
Panonychus citri (citrus red mite) is the source of this 1905-nucleotide messenger RNA. RefSeq lists its product as uncharacterized. The coding region runs from base 659 to 1798 and encodes 379 amino acids. Lineage: Eukaryota; Metazoa; Arthropoda; Arachnida; Trombidiformes; Tetranychidae. The record is from RefSeq and is a predicted model, not a curated record. The transcript has 5 exons.